AACACAAUGAAUAAAUAUGUAAAUUGCGAUGUACUUAGAGCGUGUCUCACAACAUAUUGAUGUAUCAUAACUCUUAUAUUAAACAAAAUCUUGAAGUGACACGCAUUAUAGUCGUAUAGACUAAUCCGCACAAGAAUAUUAAAAUAGUUUACCAAAAAAAGAACAGUGCUUCAAUAUAUUUACCGUGAGGUGAACACAUUGGAACUUUCAUCCUCGAAGAAACCAAGCUUGAGAUUGAGUCACAUUCAUUAUAAUCCAAAAGACGAAGAAGAAGAAAUGAACACAAACAGAGCCGAAGCAGAACGUUUACUAGAAAUCGGAGAAGAACUAUUACAAAAACGAGAUCUUAAAGGUUCAAGAGAAUUAGCCAUUCUAGUUCAAGAAACCGAACCUCUUCUAGAAGGUUCCGACCAGAUCCUAGCAAUCGUCGACGUCCUCGAAGCAGCCGAAAAGCCUCUCAAUCUCAACAACCACCACCUCGAUUGGUACGCUAUUCUCCAAAUCAAUCGAAGUUCUCAAGAUCUAAAUCUCAUCAAGAAACAGUAUCGUACACUCGCGCUUCUCCUUCACCCUGAUAAGAACCCUUUUUCCUUCGCCGAACUCGCUUUCAAACUUGUUUCUGAUGCUUGGGCCGUUUUAUCUGAUCCGGCCCAAAAGGCCCAAUAUGAUAAGGGGUUUGAAUUUGAAAACGACGGUGCUUUGUGUUUGGAGGUUUUUUGGACCGCGUGUCCUUAUUGUUAUCGUUUGUAUGAGUAUGCUAAGGUUUAUGAGGGAUGUUGUUUAAUGUGUCAGAAUUGUGACAAAUCGUUUCAUGGUGUUUCGAUUCCGUCUCUUCCGCCGAUUGUUCCUGGACAAGAAGCUUAUUAUGUUUCUUGGGGGAUGUUUCCGAUGGGUUUUGUUUUUGAAAAUUUAGGAAAUGGUGGUGAUGUUGUUGCUUCUGCUACGCGGAAACGAUAGGUGGAUUUGAUUAUUUUGUUGUUGUUGUUGUUUAAUCAAUGUUCUUUGUCUCAUGGUUUUGUGGGUCAUGGUUUUGGGCAGGUUCUCUGUUGUUUUAUGUUCAGAGAGUAGAAAUAAUAUAAGUAGGCUAAUUCCUUAAUUGUUAUUAUUGCCUAAAUGAUGUCAUAAUGGUUGGUUAAUUAAGAAUGCAAACCUCACAUUAGGACAACUUUUUAUAUUAACAACCAAUAAAAUUGUUUACGUUGUCUAUCUUGUCAAUGUCAUAAGAUAUAACCGUUACGUUCAA
Cicer arietinum (chickpea) is the source of this 1243-nucleotide messenger RNA. RefSeq lists its product as uncharacterized. The record is from RefSeq and is a predicted model, not a curated record. NCBI's taxonomy places the organism in Eukaryota, Viridiplantae, Streptophyta, Magnoliopsida, Fabales, Fabaceae.